CUCACUUUAUUUUCAGUACAUUUUUUGCAUCGAUUUUACGACACCGUUUUGACUUUACGACAUCUCACUACUUUCGCGCCUGCGUACUUUGCUGACCUUCUGAGGCAGGGAGCUAAGCAUGGCGGUCCGAGCUUUCUCAAAGGGUCUUUUGGGGUUACGACACUCCCGGGGUGCCCUAACUAAGUAUUCAAGCGCCGGGCAGACGGUUUCCGCUGCAGCCUCGGUUUCACCCCCCCAGCCUCAACCUGACGGUGCUGUCGAGAAAAUCCUCAACAUCCCCCUGGAGAAGACGGACUUCUUUCGUGUGGCGGAGCUUUUCUCGAUGAAGGAUCUAUUUGAUGCCAGGGUGCAUCUCGGCCACAAAAAGGGCUGCAGACACAGACUCAUGGAGCCUUAUCUCUACGGCUGCCGUAUGGACCAGGACAUCUUUGAUCUGGACCAAACCGUUGAGCACCUUCAGCUGGCCCUCAACUUCACAGCCCACAUAGCGUACCGAGGCGGCAUCAUCCUCUUCGUCAGUCGCCGCCGGCAGUUUGGCCACCUGGUGGAGAGCACAGCUAAAGACUGUGGAGAGUACGCGCACACGCGGUACUGGCAGGGCGGCCUCCUCACCAACGCCAACAUCCAGUACGGCCCCGGGGUGCGCCUGCCCGACCUCAUCAUCUUCCUGUCGACCCUCAACAAUGUCUUUCAGCAGCACGUCGGUAUCCGAGAUGCAGCCAAGAUGAACAUCCCCACAGUGGGGGUGGUGGACUCGAACUGCAACCCCAGUCUGGUGACGUACCCCGUGCCUGGGAAUGACGACACUCCGGUCGCCAUGGAGCUGUACUGCCGCUUAUUUAAGAUGACCAUCAACCGUGCCAAAGACAAAAGGAGGCAGAUGGAGCUCCUCUACGGCCUGAAUGCACCUUCUCCUUCAAGCUCAUGAUGGACUUUGAUUUCCCAGAAUGCAACAAAAUAAGACUUUUUCUUUUCUUACUGUACAAUACAUGUGUAUAAAAGAUGUUCAUAAACCUCUUGAGUGUAAAAACAAUUCUUGUUACGAAUAACAUCAGCUCAACUGCAGAAAAUUGAAAGAUUUGUGGAAUUGGAUUUCAGCAAAAGCAGAACUUCUGCGCCUUAUAGCAGUGUAAUAAAAAGACUAUUUCUAAA
Molecule: messenger RNA, 1152 nt
Organism: Oryzias melastigma (Indian medaka)
Lineage: Eukaryota; Metazoa; Chordata; Actinopteri; Beloniformes; Adrianichthyidae
Gene: mrps2
Product: mitochondrial ribosomal protein S2
Exons: 4
Coding region: 119-928 (269 amino acids)
Biological process (GO): translation
Cellular component (GO): ribosome; mitochondrial small ribosomal subunit
Molecular function (GO): structural constituent of ribosome
Source: RefSeq, a predicted model, not a curated record